CAGAGUGUUCCCUCCCCUGGAGGCUCUGUCGGUGGAGCACAUGGUCAGGGUGCCCUGGAUAGGUGAAGAUGGUGGUCUUGCACUUUUAUUGCCCCUUCCCGGGGUCUGAUGAUUUGCUGCGCUUGUCUGGGUUGGAGAAGAAUCAGAGCGUGCAGAGGGAGCUGUGCUACAACGUCAGCUGGCUGGGUGACUCUCCACCCACCUCUGGGCAGACAGACACCCUGCGAUGGCUCUUUAGCUGCCCCUUUGACCCCCAGAGCAUUUCGGAUACAACUUUCCUUCACCCUGAACCAUCAGACCUGCUGGUGGAGGUCGGACCUAGGUUGAAUUUCUCCACAGCGUUUUCCACCAACGCCGUGUCCAUCUGUCGUUCCAUUGGCCUGACCAACAUCGACAGGAUAGAAUGUUCCAAGCGAUAUCUGAUGAAGUUUCAGAGAGAGCUGGAGGAUGGAGAGAAGCAGAAACUGACGUCUUCUCUAUAUGACCGCAUGACUGAAUGCAUCUACCCCGAACCGGUGAGAAGCUUUGAGAUCUCUGUCCGGCCUGAGAAGGUGUAUGAGGUGGACGUGAUGGGACAAGGGAGGGCGGCACUUGAAACGGCAAACACAGAGUUAGGUCUUGCUUUCGACUCAUGGGACCUGGAUUAUUACACCGCUCUUUUCCAGCGCGUGGGCCGCAAUCCGAGCAGCGUUGAGUGCUUUGACUUGGCGCAGUCUAACAGUGAACACAGCCGCCAUUGGUUCUUCAAGGGCAGGCUUCUAGUGGAUGGGCAGGAGAAGCCACACUCGCUCUUUGACCUGAUCAUGAAGACGCAGGACACCAGUAACCAGAACAACGUCAUCAAGUUCUGUGACAACAGCAGUGCAAUCCAGGGGAAGGAAGUGACCAGCCUGAUUCCUACUGAUCCCUCCUGUCCUGGACCCUACAAACUGACAAGCUCCACCCGGCACCUCAUCUUCACCGCCGAGACCCAUAACUUCCCUACAGGCGUAGCACCGUUUAGUGGUGCCACUACUGGCACAGGUGGUCGUAUUCGGGAUGUACAGAGCACCGGGAAGGGAGCCCAUGUCAUAGCAGGCACUGCUGGCUACUGUUUUGGAAAUCUUCACAUUCCAGGAUAUUCUCUUCCAUGGGAGGACGCUUCUUACAAAUAUCCCGUCCAGUUUGCCCGGCCUUUGGAGGUAGCCAUCGAAGCCAGUAAUGGAGCCUCAGAUUAUGGCAACAAGUUUGGAGAGCCGGUGCUGGCAGGAUUCGCUCGUUCAUUCGGCCUUCGCCUGCCCUCCGGGGAGAGAAGGGAGUGGGUGAAGCCCAUCAUGUUCAGCGGAGGUAUUGGAUCUAUGGAAGACAUUCAUCGGACCAAAGAGGCUCCAGAACCAGACAUGCACGUUGUGAAGAUUGGGGGUCCCAUCUAUCGGAUUGGAGUGGGUGGAGGGGCUGCUUCUUCUAUUCAAGUUCAGGGGGACAACGCCAGUGAACUGGACUUUGGAGCAGUGCAACGAGGGGAUGCAGAGAUGGAGCAGAGGAUGAACAGAGCCGUGCGUGCCUGUGUGGAGCGAGGGGGCCGGAAUCCGAUCUGUAGUAUUCACGACCAGGGGGCUGGUGGGAACGGUAAUGUACUUAAGGAGCUGAGUGAGCCUCAAGGUGCCGUCAUUUAUACGAAGAACUUUCAGUUAGGAGACCCCACAUUGAGCGUCCUGGAGAUUUGGGGGGCAGAGUACCAGGAAUCCAACGCUUUGCUCAUCCGUCCAAAAGAUGCAGAUUUCCUGCGCUCAGUGUGUCGAAGAGAGAGGUCUCCGGUGGACUUUGUGGGUAAAAUCACAGGAGAUGGCCGGAUUGUGUUAGUGAAUGGGAGCGAGAACGAUCCCGAUCCUGAUCGCAGUGACCGAAAUCGUGUCCCAGUGGAUCUGGAGCUGGAGUGGGUCCUGGGGAAGAUGCCUCAUAAGGAAUUUAAGUUGAAUCGAGUUACUCCCGAACUCAAGACGUUGACCCUUCCCAAAAAUCUCAGCAUCAGGCAAGCCCUGGAACGCGUCCUGAGACUACCGUCUGUGGCGAGCAAACGAUACCUGACCAACAAGGUGGAUCGCUCGGUCACCGGUCUUGUGGCCCAGCAGCAGUGUGUGGGGCCGCUUCACACCCCCUUGGCUGACGUAGCUGUCAUCUCGCUGUCCUACACGGAUACUGUAGGUGGAGCUACGGCUAUCGGGGAGCAGCCAAUUAAAGGUCUCUUGGAUCCGGCAGCAGGUGCCCGGAUGGCAGUGGGCGAAGCUCUUACUAACCUGGUGUUUGCCUUAGUGACCGACCUGAAGGAUGUGAAGUGCAGCGGUAACUGGAUGUGGGCGGCCAAACUUCCCGGUGAAGGUGCCGCGCUGUACGAUGCAUGUGUGGCCAUGUGUGAUGUCAUGGCGCAGGUCGGUAUUGCUGUGGAUGGAGGGAAGGACUCGCUCAGCAUGGCCGCAAGAGUCGAGGCGGAGACUGUGAAGGCCCCAGGGUCUCUGGUCAUCUCCGUGUACGCUGUGUGCCCCGAUAUCACGGCCACCAUCACACCAGACCUGAAGAACCCUGGAGAGAAGGGCGUCCUCCUCUAUGUUCCCCUCAACCCCAGGAAGCAUCGUCUGGGUGGCAGCGCUUUGGCUCAGUGCUAUUCACAGCUCGGACAGCACCCCCCUGACCUGGAUGACCCCCAGACCUUGGUCUCCUGCUUCAGGGUCACUCAGCAGCUCCUCAAAGAGCGUGCGCUGAGCGCGGGGCACGACGUGAGUGACGGCGGUCUCAUUACUUGUCUCCUGGAGAUGGCGUUCGCUGGGAACUGCGGGCUGGACGUGGAGCUUUCCUCCCCGUACGUCAGUGCUCUGGAUCUGCUCUUCUCCGAGGAGUUGGGGCUCGUUCUAGAAGUCCCCGAGACAUCACAUGAGCGGGUUAUAGAGCGGUAUCGGGCAUCGGGGCUCCAGUGCAUGAGACUAGGACGUACCCAGGGAAGGGGCCCCGCCUCUGUGGUCCGAGUUUGUGUAAAUGAGGAGGAGGUUCUGUGCGAUGAAGUAGGGAGGCUGCGCGCGCUGUGGGAGGAGACAAGCUUCCACCUGGAACGGCUGCAGGCCAGCCCAAGCUGUGUGUCACUGGAGGAGGCGGGGCUUCUUAAGAGGGAGGGGCCUAACUACCAGCUGACCUUCAACCCGUCUGAGAAGCCUCCUCUGCCGGCUCUGAUAGGUUCCGCCCAGCCGCGGGUCGCUGUGGUGCGGGAAGAGGGCAGUAAUGGCGACAGAGAGAUGGCGGCUGCGCUGCUGAUGGUCGGGUUUGAGGUCUGGGAUGUUACCAUGGAAGAUCUCCUGACCGGAGGAACCGCCCUGGACGUCUUCAGGGGCCUAAUAUUUGUGGGAGGAUUCAGCUAUGCAGAUGUCCUGGGCUCCGCGAAAGGUUGGGCAGCGUCUGUAAAGUUUAACGCUGGAGUUCGUGAACAGUUCGAAACUUUCCGCUGUCGCUCUGACACCUUCAGCCUGGGGAUCUGUAAUGGAUGCCAGUUGAUGGCGCUCCUGGGUUGGGUAGGAGCGGAGGACCCACCAGGUGAGCUAUCCCGAGGUCAGUUGUUUGGAUGCAUCUAUUUAGUGUCUCCAUUCUUACUACUUUUCUAUCCUGCAGGAGAAUGUCCCACACAAGGAGUUCUUCUGAGCCACAACCUCUCAGGAAGGUUUGAAUCUCGCUUUGUCACGGUGAAAAUUGAGGAAAGUCCAUGUGUUCUGCUGCAGGGGAUGGCCGGGUCAUCGUUUGGGGUGUGGGUGGCCCAUGGAGAAGGUCUGAUGAGAUUCCGGUCUGAGAAGGUUCGUGAUCACGUGACCUCCCAUCGUCUGGCCCCCCUGCGCUACGUGAAUGACCAUAAUGUUCCCACUGAGGAGUACCCCAUGAAUCCUAACGGUUCCCCUCUAGGGAUUGCCGGACUUUGCUCGGAGGAUGGACGCCAUCUGGCGAUGAUGCCGCACCCGGAGCGUUGUGUCCUGAAGUGGCAGUGGCCCUGGAUGCCUGAGGACUGGAGGAUGACUAUGGGUGUGUCCCCAUGGAUGCGUCUCUUUCAGAAUAGUUACAGCUGGUGCCUGAAGAGCGCGCUGCGGGAAUGAUCAGCUGAGGGUGGAGCGGGAUCUGCAGCCGCAGAAUCGCUGCUUAUUCAGAUUAUCACCGUAGAUGUAUUGUCCUCUCUCCACAUUGCAUCUGAUGUAGAGUAACCGUUUAACCCCCAGGAAAAGGUCACUUAAUGUUUCCAGGCUUAGAGACGUUCUAGAAUGUGAUACGUUCCAGAGAAUCUCAUGUUAUUGCUGUUGUACCCUCUCUCCACCACUAGAGGGCAGGUCCGCAGUCUGAGCUACACGGGAGCAGGUUCCACCUUGUAUAUUGGGGGUUUAUGGCUUAGCUCAUUGUCUGGGGGAGGAGAUGGGCCGGAGGAACAAUUUAGUCAAUUCUUAUAUCACAGGGCAGGGACCUUGACAGCACGGGUAAGAUUUAGA
Messenger RNA from Bufo bufo (common toad), 4490 nucleotides. RefSeq names its product phosphoribosylformylglycinamidine synthase (gene PFAS). Bases 69 to 4106 code for a protein of 1345 amino acids. The transcript is spliced from 28 exons. Gene Ontology annotation, molecular function: phosphoribosylformylglycinamidine synthase activity. NCBI's taxonomy places the organism in Eukaryota, Metazoa, Chordata, Amphibia, Anura, Bufonidae. Gene Ontology annotation, biological process: 'de novo' IMP biosynthetic process. The record is from RefSeq and is a predicted model, not a curated record.